Messenger RNA from Asparagus officinalis (garden asparagus), 1366 nucleotides. Its product is annotated as valine--tRNA ligase, mitochondrial 1-like. Lineage: Eukaryota; Viridiplantae; Streptophyta; Magnoliopsida; Asparagales; Asparagaceae. Gene Ontology annotation, cellular component: cytosol. Gene Ontology annotation, biological process: valyl-tRNA aminoacylation. The record is from RefSeq and is a predicted model, not a curated record. Gene Ontology annotation, molecular function: ATP binding; valine-tRNA ligase activity. The transcript is spliced from 6 exons. The coding region runs from base 17 to 1264 and encodes 415 amino acids.
GGUUUACCUGCAUCCUAUGAUCAGAGAUGCCCAUGGUCGGAAGAUGUCCAAAUCUCUUGGUAAUGUUAUUGAUCCGCUUGAAGUAAUAAAUGGUAUAUCACUAGAAGGCCUUCACAAACGGCUUGAGGAGGGCAAUUUAGACCCUAAAGAACUGGAGAUAGCUAAAGAAGGCCAGAAAAAGGACUUCAAGGAUGGUAUUGCUGAAUGUGGAGCUGAUGCCCUCCGGUUUGCUCUUAUCUCCUAUACAGCCCAGUCUGAUAAAAUAAACCUGGAUGUUCUAAGGGUGGUUGGAUACAGACAAUGGUGUAAUAAAUUGUGGAAUGCUAUACGUUUUGCUAUGAGUAAGCUAGGAGAUAAUUAUGCUCCUCCUGCGGCAGUUGCGGUAGAUCAAAUGCCAUCUAUCUGCAAGUGGAUACUUUCUUCCCUGAACAAAGCUGUAGCUAAAACUGUAUCAUCUCUAGAAGCAUAUAAAUUCUCAGAUGCAUCUACUGCAGUAUAUGCAUGGUGGCAGUUACAACUUUGUGAUGUAUUUAUUGAAGCUAUCAAGCCCUAUUUCUUUGACGAAUCAAAGUUCGAAUCUGAAAGAUCAGCUGCUAGGGAUGCCCUGUGGGUAUGUCUGGACACUGGUUUGCGUCUACUCCAUCCAUUUAUGCCUUUUGUUACUGAGGAACUGUGGCAACGACUUCCCCAAGCAAAGGGAACUGAGAGGAAAGAAUCAAUAAUGAUAUCAGAAUACCCUUCAGUUGUAAAUGCAUGGACCAAUGAACAAAUUGAAAGUGACAUGGAAGUUGUUAAUUCUGCAGUGAGAAAACUUAGAUCGAUUCGCCCACAAAGUGACAAGAACGAGAGACGUGCAGCUUUUGCACUUUGUGGAGCAGAUGAUAUUGCUAAACUUAUUAAAGCUUAUGAGUUUGAGAUCGUAACUCUUGCUUCUCUAUCUUCAUUAAAGGUUUUAUCCAGGGAUGAUGAUGUUCCGCGUGGGUGUGCUUUUGAUGUCGUAAAUGAAAGUCUCUCUAUGUACCUACAGCUCCAAGGAAAGCUUAAUGCUGAAGUUGAACGAGAGAAGCUCAGGAAAAUGAAAGAGGAAGUACAAAAGCGACAAGCGGACUUAACUCAAAUAGUGACUGCUGCUGGUUACAGAGACAAAGCUCCCCAGCACGUACAAGACUUGAACAUGAAGAAACUGAAUGAGUGUAUGAAGGAGCUGACAAUCAUUGAAGAAGAGGAGAUCAAGCUUGAGAGGACAAUAGCGGAACAAAAUUGAAAAAAAAAAUUGUCGAGAUUUAUAUGCGAUUUUGCUAAUUGUAAACUAGCAAACAUCUAUUGUGAAAAUUUGUAAAAGCAAUUCAUCAUGCUUUUUGCAUGU